AUGGUAGAAGAAACCAAAACUCAAGCUGUUGCAAGCAGGGCCAAAGGAGGUAGAAAGGUGUAUGACAAGAAACAUCCCAAGUGGAACUGCACAUUUGAUGAUGCCUUGACAAAUGCAUUGUGCAGUACUAUUGAUACCACUGGGGAAUACAAUGUCAAUUACUUGAUCCUCGACAUCAUCAGGGAGCACCAUAUGUUCCAUCAUGUCUGGAAGAAGAUUGAGAAUGGACUCACCAAUGAAGCCACUGCCACAUCUCAUCAUAUUGCACUCAUUGCUCAGUUAGGUGAGCUUAGGAUGUUCAACUCUGAUGCCCAAAAACUCAUCCAGGAAAUCAGGUCCAUUCAGAUGGAGAGCAGCCUACUGGGAAAACCAUUUGCUGAUGACACCCUGUUCUCUAACUUACAGAAGUGCACUAUUUGCCACCCAAUGUAUAAAGAGACUGUUGCCACUGUUAGCCAGCUCACCUUCAGUGCUCUUGCCACUGCCUUAACCACCUGGCAGUUGGUGAUUGAGAAUAACCCUUCUCAGAGGGUUGAUCCCCACCAAGCCAGCACCAGAGUCACCAGCAGCAAUGACCAGGAUGAAUCAUCUGAAAAGGAUGAGAAAGACAAGAAGGAUGCUGACUGCACCAGUGCCAAGGUUGCUGCUAGACCCUGA
Messenger RNA from Ustilago hordei, 657 nucleotides. RefSeq lists its product as uncharacterized. Bases 1 to 657 code for a protein of 218 amino acids. Lineage: Eukaryota; Fungi; Basidiomycota; Ustilaginomycetes; Ustilaginales; Ustilaginaceae. The record is from RefSeq and is a predicted model, not a curated record. The transcript has 2 exons.